UUUUUCUUUUUUAUGCAGUUUUGGUCGGCAGCAUCUAACCCCUCAGGGUCCUAGAACCAAUGUCCCUACAAGAAGAAAAGGGUCAGCCAGAGGAAAGGAGGGGGGUAAGUGUACUAUGCGUGACACCCACUAUUCUGUCUGAAAUAUAAACUUGGAAAUUUUUAUAACGGGACUUUGAAAUGUUGCCAUUUUUGUGUUAACACAUUUUACUUUUGCGAAAUGAAACAUGUCUUGCUAGUGGAUCCAAGUAUUUCUUGUCCCAGUACCAGAAUAGUAUUUAAAUAGUUUUCGAAUUAUAAGUACUCAAAUGUAUAAGGUAUAUUAAAGCAGGUGUGUGUUUAUAUACUAAUUAUGAUCUACCUGUUAUUUGCUAUAUGUAAGACUAAACUGAACCUCCUCGGGGUUAUACAUUUUCCUGGUAUUUAUAAAAAUAUAAUGAAUACAUUUAAUUUUAUUAUAUAUUAAUAUGCAAAUAUUUUAAUAAAAUAGAUCUCCAAAAUGCACACACAUAGAUUUAGAGAUAGUGUAUCUUGCCCCUUGCAGCUGUUGCAUGCACUGGGUAUUUAAUUUUGUUAAGUGGUGUUCUGGCACAACUCCAAAUGAUGUCCACAGUGGAGGUGAAGGGCAUGCCCUAGGGAUUGCUACUGAACCAUUAGUUUGUUGCACCCAUUGGGCAUUCAAAAGUAAUCUGGGAAUUAUUAUAGUAUAGGUUUUUACUUUCUAAUGAAGUAAAGAACCAUACAUUGACCUUUACAAAUUGCAUUUUAAGUUGGCGGAAAAUCACAUGGAAUUGUCUUUAUUUGCGUCCACCACAGUCCUUGAGGAUGAUAGAUGCACAGUGCUAAAUAUCUGCCAGGGUCUCUGAUGUACGAGAAGGCUUUAUGACACAACCUUGCUCUUAAAAACCACAUUCAUCCAUAGGUUAAGCACUUUCACUUAUGAUGGCAAACUAGGUAUGGCUGAAGGGAAGUGGCAAUGUAGGGUACUUGCUGACAGUUGGUGAAGCCCUGGCAUUUUAGUUGCGCAUGUAAUAGUAGCUUGUUCACAUUGUGCAUAAGUUCCUUUUGGGUGCUUCUUCAUAACUAGACCGCAUUCUCUUGGCAGAAUUGAUGUCAUUCAUAUUUCUUACAUAACAUAUUAUCUGGCCAGUGCCCACCUGGCAUUAGCUCCACUUGCCCAGUGUCCAGCACUUACUGUUCUUUGUCGUUGAGAUAAAGUCAAACUCUUAAUUUCAUCUCCCAUCUAGAGGGUUAAGAGUGUAUCUUAAUGAUCUCAUAUAACAUUUCGUGCAUUCUUAAUAACUAAUAAGUGAUAUAUUAAAUUGCGUGUUUAUGUAAUGACCUAUCCUAUUAAAGGUAAGGAUAACAAAGGUAACAAAACAGUGAUAUUGAUUAAGGGUUAGUCCUUGUCCUUUGUUGAUGCCAUUAACAAUGGUGCAGCAGUCUUGAUUUUUGACCAUACCACCCAUUGUUUAUUCCCCUUCAUCGCCAAGUAGAGGGCACAGUGGUGCUAUGUUUUAAUACCUAAUAAAUGCCCAUAAUGUAAUAUUCAGAAAUGGUAAAAUCUGACAGGUCAAUGUUGAUGCAAAGAGAUUAUUUUUCAAAGUCUUGUACCCUUUACUUUACCAUUUUUUUUUCUAGUUUCUAAUAAUAAAUAUAUAGUAGGCCCCUCACUUACAUUAAAAUGUGAUUAGUCGUCUCCCCUAAUUUUAGGUAAAAUGUAUUGUUCAGCCCCUAUGAAUUGCUGUUACCAUGUAAAGCAGGGGUUCUCAACCCAGUCCUCAGGACCCCCUACCAGUCCAGGGUUUAGGGAUUAUCUGGGUGUGUCUCAGGUGUUUAGAAAAAGGGGAAAAAACACCUUAGACUCUAAGGUGUUCUUUUUUUUCUUUUUCUAAACACCUUAGACACACCCAGAUAAUCCCUAAACCCUGGACUGGUAGGGGGUCCUGAGGACUAACGUUGAGAACCCCUGAUCUAAAGGCUUUCAGCUCAGCAUCUAAAUGCCAGAUCUUAGUCCAGUUCCAUUGCUGGCUGUGCGUGUGCACACAGGAUGUAUUCAUGUGUCUACAAUGUUGUAUAUGUGAUGAAAGCAUACCUGAAUAUCCACUUUGACAAAGUCCUCUGGGCACAAAAAUGCCAGGCCUCUGUUUAACCCCUUAAGGACCAAACUUCUGGAAUAAGAGGGAAUCAUAACAUGUCACACAUGUCAUGUGACCUUAAGGGGUUAAACUUCCUCUCCCUCUAUUGUCUUCAGCAAUUAAAUCUGUAUAAAUAGUGAUACUUUUUAAUCCAAUAUGGCAGUUUUGAGGUUUCCUUUUGUUGCUCCACGUGAAAGAUCCCAAUGCAAUGUUUACUACCUUCUCAAUAACAUCAUGGAGAGGCAUGCCUUGUUACCUAGUCAUCAUAACCAUAACUAUUCAGGCACAGAACACAUCCAUCUUCUUCUUCUUGUUAAAUCUCCAUAAGCCAUUUUGCCAGCACUGAAUGUACACAGAGUUAAUGUGUCCAUGUUGGCAGCACCAAAACCAUAAAUUGCAAAACACAUUUUCCCAUUCAAACAUUUUGAAUGCAUAAUGAGGAUAGUUAAGUUUUCUUAAAUGAUAUCCCAAGCUAAAGGUAAGCUAUAAUACCAGGAACGCCUCUGUUUUUUGGCAAAUCACUUGAAAUAAAGUGUGACAAAGACAAAGGCUCAACCCAUGGAUUGUUCACAACUUACCACUAAAAAAAGCUGUAAGGGUUAUUCCAAAACCAAUACCCAUGUCCUAUCCGAUCGUCUCAUGAAGUCAGUCGAGGCCGAGGAUCUCCUUCAAAUAGUCACUGACUUGUUGGUUGAUGAACUUGUCCAACAAAAUCAUGAUAGUUUUAUUCUUCUUGGCGCAAGGCAGGAAUACAUUAAAGUCCAAAUAUAACCCUAAGGUCUUAGUGUCUUGGGGAAACAAUGUUUUGGAAUGGUUACUGUUGCAAUCAUAGUUAUUGUUAUAAAUUUGUAAGGAAAAGUAAAUUAAUGGAAUGUAGUGGGACAAAAUAGUCUUUGGAAAAGUGUGUAAUUAACAAAAUAAAUUUGUUUCCAAAUUUUUUUCCACAUGUGCAUUACGUCUAGUAAAUUCUUCCCUUUGUUUCAGUAAAUAAUAUUACAGCGUUAGGAUUUUUGAUCUGAACACUGUAGUUGCUUUCUAUACGUCGCUCUUUACUCUUUAUUUUGUUUCAUUACAGAAGCUGACAGUCACGCUAGCCCUGGGUACUUUGGUGGCAACAAUUGGGUCGUCGUUCCAGUACGGAUACAAUGUGGCCUCCGUGAACUCUCCUGCUCCAGUAAGUACUGAUUUUUAUCAUUUAGAUAAUGACCGUCCACUUUGAAAAAACUGUUUGGGAUGCAUUUAAAACAGUGCAAAUUUGAUGCCCCCAAAAUCAGUUGUAUUUAUUGACUCAGCCUCCCUCAGUUUAUGUCCAUUAGUCGUUGUUAGUACAAAUGUUACAAUGUGGCCACAUAAUGGGAUACCUCUGCCUGUCUGCUGAUAACAUUCCGCCGAUCCCCUUCCCACUCCCUCCCAUACCAGCACUGUGGGGUCUUCUAAUAAUGUAUCCCUCAAAAACAGCAUUAUGUUUCUUCUGAUAAUGUGCCCCUCAUAACUAGCACUCUGUGUGUCCAUUUUGUUUUGCUUUUGUCUUCAUAGUGACACUUGUAUUCAUAUAUUUUGCAGUUUAUGAAAGCAUUUUACAAUGAAACAUACUCUGUGCAUUAUAAGAAAGACAUCACUGGUAAUGUCAUGUCUGUGCUCUGGUCGCUCACAGUGUCCUUGUACCCACUGGGAGGAUUUUUUGGCUCCUUAAUGGUGGGCCCUCUGGUGAACAAAAUUGGCAGGUAAGUCUGUAGACUACAGCUAGAAAAUGUUCUGCAUGCAGCGAAUAAUUCUGUUGUCAUUUUCUGUUUUUUUUUUUAUAUAUUAAUUAGCUAUCUAGGCAUAAUGAUGUCAAUCGGGUUAUAUUUCCAUAUUUGCUCUUGUAGGAGAGGUACACUCCUCUUGAACAACAUCUUCUCCAUUGUCCCAGCUAUCUUGAUGGGGACCAGUGUUGUGGCGCAAACCUUUGAAAUUAUCAUCGUUUCUCGGUUUGUGAUCGGUAUCUGUGCAGGUAUGUUAUGCAUCACAGAGAAAGCGAUGCCAGUCUGGUACCCUGAUGACCACUAAACUAACAUAUGUCUUGUAGGUCUAUCCUCCAAUGUCGUCCCUAUGUACGUGGGAGAGAUGUCACCCAAAAAUCUUCGAGGAGGCAUCGGAGUCAUGCCCCAACUAAUGAUUACUGUUGGUAUCCUUAUGGCACAGAUAUUUGGAAUUCGAUUCAUCCUUGGAAAUACGGACGGUAAGAUCUUCCUUAAAUAAGGUGGGUUUUAAAUGGUUAUGGCAGUUGUAAAAUCUAAAGGUACAUUUUUUUAUCUUUAUUGUGGAAAACACUAUUUUGUUUUAAAAAUAGACAUAUUAUCGUAAGGACACAAACUAGUAAAUCAUUAACUAUAUGAUUAUUGCAAGGUACGAGAUAUGGGUGCAAUAUAAAAAAGUUACCCUACAGUUUUUUAUCUAUAUCUACCCAACCAACCUGACCAUUUACUGCUCUCCACUGUGGAAGGUGGAUUGUAUGGUAUAACAAUAAUAUGUUCAGUACACCCAAACUACUUUUUAUUCUUGGUCUAUACAUGGCAUUUGCAGCACAGCCUGUCCACUAGUGUACACGGAUGUACUGCAAAAUGCCGCUCUCGUGAUUUGAUGCCAUACAUGGUCUAUAAGACUAGGAGGUCAGGAAAGUUCUAGCAUUGAGUCAUCACUUAUUAGGAACGAGUGUUAGUUUAAACUAAAGGGUUCAGGUUGGAGUCUGUUACCUUAGUAAAGUCACCGUAGAUCAUUAAGUGGUCCUAUUUCAGAUUUGCAAUCUUGGAAACAGAAGAAAGGUUUGCUAAGGCUUACCUGAAAAGUUCUCUCUAGAUUAAAUCACUGCUCUCUUGGAUCUUGUAAACAUAGACAAUAAAAAUGUACAUUACUGUUUUUGUACUGUCUUUUCCAGGUUGGCCAAUAUUGUUGGCCCUGACUGGUAUCCCUGCUGUGCUAGAAUUAGUCUUUCUACCCUUCUUCCCAGAGAGUCCAAGGUACACCUUACUUAACAAGGGUAAUGAAGACAAGGCCAAGCGAGGUAAGUCUUGUUACCUUCAAGGUCCAGUUUACCAGCAGAACACUAGUAAAAAGACCUAUGCUCACAAUUUGUUUAGACCCCGUGCAUGACCCACUACACAUUUCUUGUAUCAUGUACAUUACAUCUUCAAUAAUAGCUUUUUUAAUGUUUCAUAUACUUCUUUCAUUUUUCAGUGGAGCUUGCAGUAUGUGUACCUAAGGUAGAGUGAUCUGUAAGGCAGUGAUCUGUUUAAUAACUCUAAAGUUGACAUCUUUAAACUGACAUUGUGUUUAAAGGUCAUCAAAGAUGUAACACUACUGUCCCAAAUAAUGAUAAAAGUGUUUGGAGAUCUGCACAAUAAAUGGACCCAAAUCUGUUGUGAUUUCCUUUGAAGCCCUGCAAAAAUUGAGAGGAUGGGAAGAUGUUGAUGGUGAAAUAAAAGAGAUGUAUCUUGAGGAUCAAUCGGAGAAAGAAGAAGGAGAGCUAUCCGUGAAGAACCUGUGCACCUUCCGUCCCCUACGUUGGCAACUCAUCAUUAUAAUUAUCUUGAACAUGGGACAACAGCUGUCUGGGAUAAAUGCGGUGAGACCUCGAGAACUUUGCUUGAAUUCUUUAGAUUCUUUAGAAUCUGUAGAUGUAUAAGGGAAUGCAGGAAGCUGCAUUUAACUUGGGACCUUCAUUCUGAUUUAAAUUACAUUUACAAUUAACUGCCAGAUAGGAUUUGGGGGAUUGUAGUCUAUAGGAAUGUUCUCCAACCCAGUCCUCUUGGACCACCAAAAGUCAAGUUUUUUUUCAGUAUAUCCAUUGGAAUAAAACAGGGAAAUUCAUAAAUCCUGGACUGAUGGUGGUCCAUGAGGACUGGGUUGGGGACUACAUGUAGGUCUAUCCUCCCAUGUCGUCCCCAUCGCAUAUAGUGCCAAUAUAUAGUUAUCAUUAGAGACUUUAACAAAAUGGAAUAUGACAAAGUUUUAUGGUGGUUAUUUAGGUUUACAAGGUUAUUUUCACUAAAAAGAAGAAUAGAGCCAUAUUUUACCAUUAAAAAGGGACACUACCCACAAUUUAGCUUUACAUUUAUUUGGAUGCGGCCACGCUACAAAGGGGAAAGCAAGGAGGCACAAUCAGAGGGGAGGGAGAGAAGAAACCACAAAGGGAGGGGGUGGAAAAGAUCCCAAAGGGAGCUGGUGGGAAAGACACAUAAGAGGGGCUGGGGAAGGGAAAAAAGAGAAACACAAAAGUGGCUGAGGGGAGAGACACAUAGAGGGGCUAGGGGGAAAAGAGACACAUAGAGGGGCAUGGGGGGAAAAGAGACACGUAGAGGGGAUGAGGGAAAAAACGCAUGUAGAGCGGAUGGGGAAAAGAGACACGUAGAGGGGAUGGGGAAAAGAGACACACAGAGGGGCUGGGCGGGAGAAAGACACAUGCAAAGUGGAUGGGGGUCACAGGGACACACAGAGUAGCUGGAGAAGGGGAAAAAGAGACACACGAAUAGGGCUUGGAAAGAAAGAGACACCUAGGGGCUUGAGAAGGGGAACAAAGGCAAAGCGGGGCUAAGAGAUAAACAAGUGAAGUGAAGAUGCAAUUUUUUGGGGUGGGGGAAGCAAAAAAUGUUUUCGCCUGUGUAGCCAAGGUUCCUUGCACCGGCCCUGAUGGCCCAAUAAAAAAAGAUCAAUGGGUGAUGUCAUAAAUCGUAUUAGAGUAGACUAAGCAUGUCUAAAUAUUUUAUGACCAAAUAAUGGAACAUGCUAGGAAAUGUUUUUUUGAAGGAUGGAUUUAGAAUUUUUUUUUUCACUUGAAGUAAAGAGUAACAUGUCAUGUGUCCUUAAGGGGUUAAGUGUGAACUGCUGGAAAUUCAAUGUGACUUUCACAUUUUAAGCCUUAAAUUAGAGGGCCAAAAUUUUUAAUUCACAUUCAAUUCACUUUGAAUCCCCUGCAGUUCACACAAGAACACAUUGUUAAUUGAGGUAGACAUAACAUAAAAUUGUCUCAGGGUCAGAGAACAGAAUGCAUGCUUAAAGAGGAACACAAGGGACACAGACACGUAUAAUAAAUUUAAAAAAGUAAAUGAAGUAAAACUGCUUAAAACAUUUUAAUAGAUGAGAACUGUUUAACAAAUAAUAAUAAGUAUAUGUACCUUUCUGGUGGUCGUGUUUGUUUAACACAUUUCAGUACGUUAGAUUUGAAGUUUGUCUUUGACGUGCCAUAAAUUAGAACAGUCUGUGAUUUCUCAUUCAUGGUCAUCAAUCCAAGCAUCCGUUCUGAGGUCUACAGCUAUUGUUUUGUGGUUGAUUUUCACACAGCAAGUAGCAUUAACAUUUAAACUAACAUUUAAUAACCGUUGUGGAGUAGAGCUCUCAGACUACAAACAAAGCCGUAUCAUAAAGAAACUGCUUCCAUUCUCUUUAACGGUGUUUUAUUUAUUUUAUUUAUUUGUCAAGGAUAGACUGACCGCAAGCCUGCAGUAAUGGCAAGCCAAAGAAAUAAGCUUAAUAAAUAAUUUCUUCUUAGAGUUAUUAAAACAGGUUGAUUUACAGUCACAUUACAUGUCACUGUCUGUGUGUGUGUGUGUCUGUGUGUGUGUGUGUGUGUGUGUAUUUGUUUGUUUUUAGGUAUAUGAUCAUAAUUAAAAAUUCUAGAAAAUAUAUUUCCAAUGCAUUAUUUAACUGAUGUCUUGCUUAUAGGUUUAUUACUAUGCAGACAGUAUAUAUGCAGAGGCUGGGCUUAAUGAUGAAACCAUCCAGUAUGUAACUGUGGGAACAGGAUCAGUCAAUGUUCUCAUGACAGUGGCUGCGGUAAGUAGUGUUUGUGCAAGGUUGUAUAAAGCUUAAAUAUGAGAGGACUUUAAAGGGACACUGUAGGCACCCAGACCACUUCAGCUCAUUAAAGUGGUCUGGGUGUAGUGUCCCAUCACCCUUAACCCGAAGCAUGUAAUUAUUGCAGUUUUUUUAAAAUAAUUACAGGCUAGGGUUAACGCCUCCCUUAGCGGCUGUCUACCAGACAGCCACUAGAGGGACUUCUGGGUCUUUAGGCAACUUUUGGUCACCUAAAUGACGCUGGACGUGCUUCUGCAUUACCUUAAUCCCCACAAAAAAACAAAGAAUAAUGCUUUCCUAUGGGGAAAUCCUAAUGCGCGUUAGGUCGUCUCCCCUGCUGGCGGAUGUCGGCGGGAGAGGAGUGAAGGCAGACCUGAGCCAGCACCGAGGGACCUCAGCACUGGACCCAGGUAAGUGACAGAAGGGGUUUUUAAGCAAGGGAUGGGGGAUCCUUGACAGAGGGGGAAGCUACAGUGCCAGGAAAACAAGUUUGUUUUUCAGGCACUAUAGUAUCUCUUAAAUCAUGCGGAAGGAACAGGUAAAGCUAGGCGCCCAGCAGACAAAAUAAAUCAGGCAGAAGGAUGUGCACGGGGUUAUCUCUGGAAGUGAGAAUUAGCUAAACUAGAAGAAUUCUUCAAGUCAUCCAUGAUUCCAGUUCAACUAGUUUGGCCUUACAUUUGAAAUUCACUUUGAAUUUCUGACAAUUGUCGCAUUAGUGAAUGAACCUGUAAGACAGAAAUAUUUUAUAUAAAUUUAUUAUCAAAAUAGUCAUUCGAGACAGAAAGCAAAGGAGGCAAUUUAUAUUAAAAAUACACUUCGCAAUAUAAAUUUACAAAAUUUUUGAGUAGCACUUACAAUGAUGCCCGGUCACAUACUUAUUAAGCAGACAUUGUAUUUUGGAAUGUUAAUGUACUGGCAAUUGGCUGGCAAGCUAUAAGCUAGUCCCUCUUCACCUACUGUUCCUUUAUUUCAAACGCGCUUUGUUAGAAUGAAUUGUUUGUCAUGUUUACCUGUUGUACAGCGCUACAAAAUAUGUUGGAGCUAUAUAAAUAAUUGUAAUUUCACUAUGCUGCAUUUGCUACCGAUGUUGUUUUGGGGUCAAAAGAAGAGAGCUUGAAGAUAUGCCUGUUUUAUGUCAACAUAAAAUCUACGUAUUGUACAGGGAAAGGAGGCUGUGUGUGCAGUCUGCUUUCAAGUGGUUUAUAAAGUAGACAAAACAAGUCGUCUUUGUCACCACUGUGAAAUUGAGGUUGUGUCACAAGAAAGUCUGUCUAAGUUUGUCUAACCAAUCAAAUAUCUUGCCCAAGCAAAGAGGAAGUAAAACAUUCUCAAUAUUGACCGAACAGCAGAGGGAUUGAUUUUUGAUACCAAGAAGACUUUUUUGUUUGUUUUUUGCAAACCAUUUGAAAAUGAUUUGGGGGAAAAAAGAAAGACUCUUCUUUUUUCCUGUAUGCACCAUAACCACUAUAAUCAUUCAUUGUUGCCUGUUGCUGCGGCGGCAGUUCAUAGGGCCUGACAACUUCAUUUAUAAGUAAGAAGAAAUUUAGCGAGCUCACAAUACAGUGAGGGGAAAAAAGUAUUUGAUCCCCUGCUGAUUUUGAAUGUUUGCCCACCGACAAAGAAAUGAUCAGUCUAUAAUUUUAAUGGUAGGUGUAUUUUAACAGUGAGAGACAAAAUAACAACAACAACAAAAAUACAGAAAAAUGCAUGUCAAAGUUAUAAAUUUAUUUGCAUGCCAAUGAGUAAAAUUUUGACCCCUUCGUACUUGGUGGCAAAACCCUUCCUGGAUAUCACAGAGGUCAGACGUUUCUUGUAGUUGGCCACCAGGUUUGCCCACAUCUCAGGAGAGAAUUUGUCCCACUCCUCUUUGCAGAUCCUCUCCAAGUAAUUAAUGUUUUGAGGCUGACAUGUGGCAACUUGAACCUUCAGCUCCCUCCACAGAUUUUCUAUGGGAUUAAGGUCUGGAGACUGGCUAGGCCACUCCAGGACCUUAAUGUGCUUAUUUUUGAGCCACUCCUUUGUUGCCAUGGCUGUGUGUUUUGGGUCAUUGAAUACCCAUCCACGACCCAUUUUCAAUACCCUGGCUGAGGAAGGAGGUUCUCAUCCAACAUUUGACGGUACAUAGUCCCGUCCAUCGUCUCUUUGAUGCGGUGCAAUUGUUUUUUCCCCAUAGCAGAAAAACACCUCCAAAGCAUGAUGUUUCCACCACCAUGUUUGAUGGUGGGGAUGGUGUUCUUGGGGUCAUAAGCAGCAUUCCUCCUCCUCCAAACACAAAGAGUUGAGUUGAUGCCAAAGAGCUCGAUUUUGGUCUCAUUUGACCAUAACACUUUCACCCAGUUCUCUUCUGAAUCAUUGAGAUGUUCAUUGGAAAACUUCAGAUGGACCUCUACUCGUGCUUUCUUGAGCAGGAGGGCCUUGCGGGCGCUGCAGGAUUUCAGCCCUUCACGACAUAGUGUGUUAUCAAUUGUUUUCCUGGUGACUAUGUUACCAGCUGCCUUGAGAUUAUUAACAAGAUCCUCCUGUGAGAUUCCUCACCGUUCUCAUGAUCAUUGAAACUCCACGAGGUGAGAUCUUGCAUGGUGCACCAGACUGAGCAAGACUGACAGUUAUUUUGUGUUUCUUCCAUUUGCGAAUAAUCGUACCAACUGUUGUCACCUUCUCACCAAGCUGCUUGGCAAUGGUCUUGCAGCCCAUUCCAGCCUUGUGUAGGUCUACAAUCUUGUCCCUGACAUCCUUGGUAUUCCCUGAAAUUCUUUAAGACUCCUUAAAGGCAAAAUUUCUAAGCACAGAAAUAGAAUAUUUAAUGUUGAUUUUUCUAACUAUGUUGCUUUUCUGACUAUGCAGAAGAAUAUUAUUAUUAUUAUCGCCAUUUAUAUAGCGCCAACGGAUUCCAUAGCACUUUACAAGUAAGUUACACAAUGGAGCAUGUCCCUAAAUUAUGACUGUAUUACUUGCAAAAUUAUGCCAGUGUUUAAAAAAGGUAAAACAUGGGUAGUGAAAUAGAACAACUGUAAGGGUUUGUUCAACUUAAUUAAUUGUCAUAUACUGACAUCUAGUGGUAUCAUAAGAUAAUGCAUGCCCAAAUAAGAAUUUAUUGGAAGUCUUUUAAAGGAACUCUCCUGAUUGAUAAAGCAUUUCCGUUUGCUGAAGUGCUUUUUUUGUUUGGAGCCUGGCAUUUUUUUGACAGUUUUUAAAUGUAACUAUUUCAAUAGAAAUUGGCACUUUCAUAACUGGGCACUAAAAUGCCUCCCUGACUGCUUGGUUUUGGUCAACUGAACUAACAGAAGUGGCCAUCCCCUUUUCUCAGAGAGCUGUACUAAAGCUUAUUGAAAACCUUUGGAAAACCAGGAAUGUGUGCGUCUGUGCAAUUGUAGCUCCGGCAAAGAGGCUUUUCAAUAAGAAGCCUCUGGUGAAUUCCCCACCAGAAAGUCUGUGUAAGGGGAGGGCUUGCAAAAGCUGCAGACAAAAAAAACAUGCAUGUUGUCUUUGUAUCUAUUUUAUUUAUUUAUUUUAUAUACUUAUAUUUAUUUAUAACAUAUUUUACCAGGAAGGAUACAUUGAGAUUUCUCUUGUUUUCAAGUAUGUCCUGGGUCUACAAAACAUUGCAUUGAUACAAUAGGGUACAAUUAGAUACAAAAACAAUAUUAAUACAAAAUAUAUACAAAAUUUUACAUAGAACAGGCAGGAAAUAUAUAAUCAACCAUGACACGUGCAAUCUGUUUUGAGGUAUGUAGAGAGGGAUCUCUUAAAGGACUUUAGGCUUGGGGAAGAUUUGAAAGUGUGCGGGAGGUCGUUCCACAAUUGCGGCGCUCUGUAGGAGAAGGAGGAUCGGGCUGCUUUCUUUUUUUAUUGAAGUAGACUAAAUAAAGUGCUGGUACUGGAUCGGAGGCUAUAGGAGGUGGGAACAGCCAGGGAGAGCAUUCUGCUCAGGUAGGGCGGGAGCUUCCCAGAAAAGCUCUUACAUACAAGGCUGGAAAGAUGAAGGGUGCGUAUGGAUUCCAGCAACAGCCAGUUUAGUUCUUUUAGCAUAUCACAAUGGUGGGUCCUGUAAUUACAUUGUAGCACAAAUCGGCAGAACGAGUUAUACAAUGUAUUGAGUUUAUUAAUGUGGGAUUGCAGUGCAGAUGCAUAUACUACAUCCCCAUAAUCAAUGAUUGGCAUCAGCAUUUGUUGUAAAAUCUUUUAUUUUACUGUAGGGCUUAGGCAGAAUUUGUUUCUGUACAGGGCACCUAGUUUUGGAUAAGGUUUAGAUGCAAGUUUUUCUAUGUAGAUUGGGGUCUAACAACAUACCCAGGUAUUUGAAAGAGUGGACUGCGGUCAGUGUGCUAUUUGAAUUAGUUUUGAUUGAUAGAUGGGAAUUGUGUAAUUUGUGUAAUUCAGGUACUGUUCCAAAGAUCAUUGUGACAGUUUUGUCAGUGUUUACUAAAUAGUAAAAAAAAAUAUAUUUAGAAAUAAAUAAAUAGAGGGUUCCUUUAAAGUUGUUUCAUAUAGGGAAAUGUUUUAUUUAUUUAUUUUAAACAAAUAUUUUAAUGAUCUAGAAUGCUUGCACACCUGGUCCUGCUUUGUAUUGUUUACAGACAUCUAAUCAUUGGCGCUUAUGGAUACUAUAAUCACAGCAAGGCUUAUCGUGUGCUAAGCACUGUUGCAGCCACUUUUUUCAGAUCCAUAUUGUGUCUGUCAUUUUUUUGUAACUGAUAUACUUGCAGGCCAAGCCAAAGGCAGGCUGGAAGUGAAUAGAAAUGUGUAUGGGUGAUUUCUAACUUGAAAUGAUCUGUACAGCUGCUUAUCUCAGAAUAAGAAGCCCUGGGUAUCUUUUAGAGUUUAGAUUUUUUUAUAACUUCUAUACAUAAGGCGCUCUAAGCUGCAUCAACUACAGAGACCCCUAUUUACAGACCAAGCUUGUUCUUCAAAAAUAGGAAAUGCCAGUACCACAAAUGUGUACUCUAGUCCACAUUUUGUAAACGUAACCCUAACCUUGUUUAUAUGUAUCAUUGAUCACAUCUUUUAUAACAGACAGGCACAUGUCUAUCCCCUAGCUGCACUCAUAGAGAAAAAAAAUCUAUACUUUCUGGACCACACACAUUGAUUUUUCUUUUAUGCAAUGUGGAUUGCAGAAUUUGUUAUGAAUAGAGCUGAACAAACUACAAAGAUGUUUAUCACUUUGAAACACUGGCUGCAUAUUAUACAUAGUAUGCAAUUCAGCAUCUGUUUUUUAACACAGUACAUGUCACAGAACAAAAUCCUACAUCUUGUCAUUGGGGGUACCCUGACAUGCUUUACCAACAAUCAAAAAAUUAUUUUUGUUAAUAUUGCUCAAUAUUCUGCAGCAUUGUACAGUCUCAAUAUGGUGCUAAUAAUACAGAAAAAAGUAUUUCUACACAUUGUUAUUAUUAUUAUUACUAUUGGCAUUUCCAUAGCCAACUAAUAGCCAACUAGUUCCGCAGCGCUUUACAAUAUUAUGAAAGUGUCACGGCUUCGCGGUCCCCCCUCCUCUUACCUGUAGGCAAGCGGCGUCCCCUCUGCACCGCACGCCGCUCGUGUCCUCCUCCUCGCCUCCCAGUGGCAGCAUGUGUAACGCUGCACGCUGGGAGUCCUGGCAUUUAUGUAAACGCCAGGGUCACUCACUUGACCCGGCGUUAAAGCCACAGUACCCUAAUCACAGUGGGAGGUAUAGAUGUCUCCCAUGUGUGAUUAUUAAUUCUGAUUGGAAGUUAUCCAAUCAGAAUUAAGCACUGCUGUUAAAUACUUACCUUUCCUGUCUCUCAGUGCCCUGUUGUGGUCUUGUGAUACCUGUAGUGCAGUUUGCUCGUGUUUCUCUCUGGUUACCGAUUAUUUGUCUUGUUAUUUCGAUUCUCCUAUAUUCUCCAUUCCUUUGACCUCGGCUUGUUUCUCGUUCUCCUGUUUUCUGGCUCCCUUUACUUGGCUUGUCUCCUGACUAUUCUUGUGUGCUUAACAGCCAAAUGCCACUAUUCUAAGGACCGGUAUAGCACCCUUCCUCUCUGUGACCUGUUAGCGUGAUAGGUUCCCGAACCGUGACAGAAAGCGGGGAACUUUCCAAUAAAUGAGACAAUUACCCAACAACACAGAAACAAUAAGUAAAUGAUUUAUUAAUAAAUACAUGCUACAGGGUUCCUGGAGUUUGUAAUAUAUAUAUAUUUUUUUUAAUUCUCUAGGUUUUCAUUGUCGAUUCCUGGGGAAGGAAAGCUUUGCUGCUUGUAGGGUUUGGAACGUGCUGUGUGGGCUGCGUUGUUCUAACGAUCGCUCUUGUUUACCAGGUGAGUUCACCGAUGUUAUAAUAACACCAAUUAUAUAGAAGUAACAGAGUGACUAAAUGAAACAUUACACGGCCUAUUGGGUAAGUUAAGAGGGUCAGCCCAGUGCGCUCUGCCUAUAAUUGCUGUCUAACACAGGGGUCCACUUUCUUUUCAUAAUUGGGGCUGAAAAUGUCAAGUCCUACACUACCAAACAGCAGACUUCAAGCCUUUAGGAUCCACAACUUACUCACCAGGGUACAUUUCAACUUGCCAGUGCUGGAUAUUUUAAAGGACACAAUCAUAAAAAUAAAUGUGAUAAUAAUGUCUGUGGUUUUCAUUUAUAAUGUUAAGUUAGUUCAAUCUCUUAACAGUCAACUGUAUCGUGGAUGCCUUACCUGAGCAUUGUCUGCAUCAUUGUCUAUGUGAUUGGUCAUGCCACGGGACCCAGUAAGUAGUGUGAGGUUUGAAAUGUCUUUUCUGUUGUACCAUGUGUAUUUUACAUAUUAAUCAUUUUGUCAUACGAGAUGAUACUCUGUUUCCAUUAAGCAAAGACCGGAUUAGCAAGAAGACAGGGGUCUUCACAAAAAGUGUAAACUGUCGGGAACUCAAAGUGGAUUUCAAAUUGUAUACCAUCGAACCUGAAAAAAUUCUCGAAGUCCGCUAUAAUUUAAAUUUGGUUUGAUGGUAUAAAAUGUGAAAUUCAUUUUCAAAUCCUGAUCAGAAGUGUACUAAAUAUUGGACGGUAGGUGCACAGAGCACUCGUCUCUCACCAAAGAAGCUCUGUAGAGGUUGUUUAGGGCUUCAGAGCGGUGUCGCCAGGGAGUUGAUGGGAUCUAUCCGUACUGAUUAGCCAGAACUCCCUCACAUCAGUUCAGAACUGCUGGGAGCUGGGCAGUCUUUGAAGAGAGAUCCCAGCAGCACCAUACUUGUCCACAGGCAUGAGGUUCCACACCAGCUCUCCCUGUAAAGGUAAGAACAGGGAGGCUGGGUGGACCUACUUGUAAAAAACAAACAACAGAAUAAAAAUUAAGUGUAUGUAUGAGUCUGAAUGUGAAUGAAUGUGUGUGUGAGUCUGUGUGUAUAUGAAUGUCUGUGUGUAUAUGAGUCUGUGUGCAUAUAUAAAUGUUUGUAUGUAUGUCCGUGUGUGCAUCUGUAUGUGUAUAUGAGUCGUCUGUUUGUGUAAAUGAAUGUGUGUGUGUAUGAGUCUGUGUGAAUAUAUAAAUGUGGGUAUAUCAAUGUGUUUGUGUAUGAAUCUAUGUGUACGUAUAUCAGUGUGUGUGUUUGUGUAUAUGUCUACGUAUUAUGUGUAUGAAUAUGAGUAUGUGUGUGUAAGUUAACUAACACAGAGUUGUUGAGGGGUACAGAGUGAGACAAACCCCCACCCAUACUCCUGACUUUACUACAUUUGAUUGUCUCCCUAGUCACCCCCACAGGCUGCUCACUGUUUAGUAGAUAUGCCCUUAUUCGCAGCAUAGUUAGUAGGGGCAGAAGGGAUAUAUUAAUCUCCCUUAUUUACUAAUACUAAGACAUUUUUACUUUGUAUUAGUAUAGUUGGCUAAAAGAACAAUUCUAGUCUUACAGCUUUUUAGUAGAUAGCUCCCUAAUAAUGUGGGAAUUAGGGGACUAGCUAGUAAACAGCUGCAGGAUGCGUCUCCGAAUGAAAGACCAAACCGAAUUGCGUCCUAACAUGAAUUGACAAACUGCACUCAUUCUGUUAGGACGAAAUUCGGUCCAUUCGCCAGCGCCCUAGUCUGCAUGACAGGACGUUCGGGAAUGUGGAGUGAAUCAACGCGAGAUCAUGGAAAUGGAGCCGACUUAAGCUCCUCCUUUGGUCAAAGAAGGUCAAGCGUAGGAAAAAUACAUAGCACGAAGUAGUCCCUACUUUAUCUUAUGUUUUAAAGAAAACUAGAUGAGAUAGAAAAAAAGAAGAACAGAUUCUGAGAGAGGAAGAGGAAACAAUAGGAGAAAGGUAAGUUCGGGGUCCCAGUGGCGCUUUAAUGUUAGCCACCUUUUUACAUCUGAUAUUGUAUUCAGCAUUGCCUUAUAUAUAUAGCAUUUCCUUCCUUAUACCUAAAGGGCCUGUGAGGGAGCCCUAUCCUUUAGGUGUGUUGCCUUUAUUUAAGUUUUUAAGCGCUGAUCCUUCUGUACACUUUUCAUGUAGUCCUUGUAUAUAAGCUGCUUGAAGCUCUUAAUUUUUUUUAAAGGAAUACGAUCAUGAUAACCACAAAAGACCUGUUUUAUUGAAUGUAUUUGUUGCCUUAAUAUUGAGCACAAUUUUAAGUAAAGAUUUUAGGGACACUAUAGGUACUAGAACUACUACAGCUCAAUGUACAAUGUACAGCAACAAUAGCAUGCCCAUGCCACCUCCUGUGUUCGGUUUUGGAAUUUUCAGCAACUCCACACUUUGCAUGGAGACACUAAACACUCCCGAUAGAGAUGCAUUGAGUCAAUGUAUCACUGAGGAGAUUGUGGAAUCUGUCCUUCCAAUGAUUCCGUCUAGGGAGGCAUUUGAUUGAGAUCACCUGUAUUGAUGAUCAGCAUUGGCAUGUUUAUAUUCCUAACGCUUAAAUGUUGCUUUUCUAAUUAAAAAUGUACAUUGUGAUUUUUUGAUGAAUGAAUAUGAAAGUACCUGACAACAGACUUAUUUCCUUCUCAGGUCCGGUCCCCACCAUAAUCACAACUGAGAUGUUCCGUCAAGCCUCCCGUCCAGCAGCCUUCAUGGUGGCCGGCACCGCGCACUGGUUGUCAAACUUCAUUGUUGGUCUAAUCUUCGAAUUCCUCAUGGUGAGUUCAUAUUCCUGGUAAUUAGACACUUUCAUCUUUCCCUGCCAUAUGUCUUCAAUAGCCAUAGCAAUUCUGGUUUACACAUUAUUAUUAGUAUCUUAUUGUCAUUAGAAAGGAGGAAGAUUUACUCACAGGGUUAUUCACUUAAAGUGAGAAUUGUCAGGAAUUAAAAGUGAAUUUAGAGUGGAUUUUCAAACAUUAGGCCAAAAUAGCCACAUAGCACAGCUGACUUGUAGAAUUUUCCCAGUUAAGCUAUUUUUGGCCUUAAAUUUAAAAUUCACUUUGAAUUUCUGCCAAUUCUCACUUUAUUAAAUAAACCUGUAUGUGUUCUAAUGUAGAGUAAAUCAUUCAUUAUGUUGUACUCUAUUACAAAAUAAUUUCUGCAAACGGUCUUCCUUAUGUGAAAGAUAUCUCCAUUGCACAAAGAAAUCCCCCAACAGAAAACAAUUUAUCAAGGGCAGCUGUCUGAGCUGUCUUUUUUGGAGCCCCACUGGAAUGGCCUGGAGACACGCUAUUUUAUAUAGGGCAAGCAGGUGUACUUAUAUUUGGUAGAGUUCGGUAGAGGGAAAGUGUGUGGGUAACAAACGAUCGAUUUUUGCUUUGGGUCCAGUCAAUGGGAAUUUUUUGACAUUUUCUCCUGGUCAAAACAUGUGCAUCUAAAGUUAGAAAAAAAACGGUGCAUUGGCAAUCAUACAAAAAAAAAACCUCAAAACAAAAUAAAUGUUUAUAGCUUUCGUGAUAUCCUAGUGGUGCAACUCAUCAUCUUCCUUCAUGUAACACAAAAGGUAGAUACAAUAGAAGUCCAUUCCAAGUUGGAUACGUGCAGGUAGGGCAUUCCUCGACCCUGUUUAGGUUGUAAACCCUACAGUUGUCCAUCCAAUUUGUCUAUUCUAACGUAUGUAUGGUCCUCUACAUUAAAAAGGAUUACUGUGCUCUAUGUGAUGUCUGAGAUUUUAACAGUAUUUAAUUAUUUCUUUUUCCAUGGCAGAAAGGAUUGGGCUCCUACUGUUUCAUCCUUUUUGCAGCCAUCUGCCUCGCUACCUUUAUUUUCAUUUAUAUUUUCGUCCCGGAAACCAAAGGCAAAUCUUUCCUGGAGAUUAGCCAGAUAAUGGCAAAAAGGAACGGACUUGAAGAGAGAGCAGACUCAAAGGAAUUUUUAGACGUUCACCCACUGUCCAGUGGAAUUCCAUUGGAAAAGAAAGACUUUAGUUCUGGAGAAAUUCCGUUGGAAAAAAUGGAUAACUUGACCAAUGAAACAACUUUGGGAAAAAAGGACAGCGCUACACCAUUAUAAUUAACGUGUUGCCGUAUUAACCUCAUCACUGACAUACAAGGCACAGGGAGCUACUGCUAUGAAGGAUGACAUCGAUGGCAGAAACGUUGCCCCUAGCAGCCUGUGUUCUACAAGUUACCAGCUACGGUUGCAUAGAUUCAAUGUGACGUCAAGGUGUUUAAUCGUCUGUUGUACUGUUUACUUUUAGUUAGAAAUAUGUGUAAAAUGUUACAGUUACUUCAAAAUUAUUCCACGUGCAUCACGCAUUGCGACAAAGAAUUGAUUAGUUUCGAAAACGUAUUUUACAGUGAUUUUGCUCCGAGAACAUUUGGACCUUAACAUUAAGGAUGAAUGUGUUCUACUAUGUAUAUAAAGCAACAACUGGUCCUCAAUAAAUCUAUCUAUAUGUAUGGAGCUCAGUUGUGAUAAUUUUUUAACACUCCCUAUCCACUCUUAAAGGACCACUAAAGUCACCCAGACCACUUCAUCUCGUUAAAGUUGUCUGGGUGCAGUGGUCCUGUCAUAUUAACCCUGUAAUGUAAAACAUUGCUGCUCAGUAAAAACUGCAAUAAUUACAUUGUGGGGUUAAACACACCUGUGGUGGUGAUCUUCUUGAUAGCCACUAGAGUUGGCUCCUCCACCAGCACAGAGGGAAACUCGGCCCUGGAAUCCUUUGUUCCUGAUAUUGGCAUUUGAUUGGAGGAGAGAGGUGUUUGGCCGGACAUGCCUAGUUCCAAUCCAAUGCUUCACUAAAAGAACCAGUGGAUUGGAGGAGAUCUUUGGUGAUGUCGGAUUUGAUGCCGACAUGGCUGUAGGAAGAGCUGGGGGCUUCAGUGGAUUGGUUCCCAGCCUUAGGAACUAGG
Pelobates cultripes (western spadefoot toad) is the source of this 19143-nucleotide messenger RNA. NCBI's taxonomy places the organism in Eukaryota, Metazoa, Chordata, Amphibia, Anura, Pelobatidae. The record is from the annotation of a GenBank genome assembly.